CUACUACUUUGGUUUGUUGAUUUUAUUUCGCCGUCUUUUGCGCGCCGUUCGCUGUUACACGACUGAUUGUACAAAUUAAUUAUUUCAAUCUUCUAUAAUUUGUAGAAAUAGCACUGUUAUUCUAUAAUAGUAGUUGUGAAAGAAGACUCUUAUAAUGGAUUUUCUGGAGUACCCAGAAGUUGUGAAAGAAGAGAAAGGUGGCUUGGUUCCAGGACGGCUAAAGCUUACAAAUCAAUCAGUAAUAUUUAAGAACAACAAAACUGGUAAAGUAGAUCAAAUUCAAGCAUCUGAAAUAGAAAGUGUGAGGUGGCAAAGGUUAGCUGCCCACCCUGGUCUGAGAAUCUUGCUUAAAAGUGGAGUAUUACAUCGUUUUGGAGGAUUUCAAGAUGCUGACAAUGAAAAGCUUGGCAAGUUUUUCCAAACAAAUUUUGAAGAAGAAAUUAAAAAUAAAGAGCUUUGCCUAAAAGGAUGGAACUGGGGAACAGCAAAGUUUGUAGGAAAUGUUCUUUCCUUUGAUGUGGAUAAAAAUACUGCAUUUGAAGUUCCACUCACCAAUGUUUCACAUUGUACCAAUGCAAAAAGUGAAGUAACCCUCGAAUUUCAUCAGAAUGAUGAAGCUGCUGUUUCUCUCAUGGAAUUGCGUUUUCAUAUACCCACAGAUCCUAAUGGAACUGUUGAUCCCGUUCAAGCUUUUGUAGACAAUGUUUUGGCUAAGGCAAGUAUUAUUCAAGCUACUGGUGAUGCAAUUGUUACAUUCAAAGAACUGCAAUGCCUGACACCUAGGGGAAGAUAUGACAUUAAAAUAUUUCCAUCUUUUAUUCAACUCCAUGGAAAAACUUUCGAUUACAAGAUACCAUUAGAUUCUAUACUUCGUCUUUUUCUGUUGCCUCACAAAGAUAAUCGACAAAUGUUUUUUGUGCUUAGUUUAGAUCCUCCUAUCAAACAAGGACAAACUCGUUAUCCAUUUUUGAUCUUGUUAUUUAGUAAAGAAGAUGAAACUACUGUUGAGCUCAGUCUUUCAGAGGAGGACAUCAAAGAAAAAUAUGAUGAGAAAUUGCAAAAGGAAAUGUCAGGACCCACCUUUGAAGUCAUUAGUCGUGUAAUGAAAGCCAUUGUCCAAAGAAAAAUUACUGUGCCUGGCUCUUUUAAAGGGCACAGUGGGACGCAUGCAGUUACUUGUUCAUAUCGAGCUGGCAAUGGUCUAUUGUAUCCUUUAGAAAGAGGAAUAAUUUAUGUUCAUAAGCCUCCAGUACACAUUAGAUUUGAAGAAAUUGCAAAUAUAAAUUUUGCAAGAAGUGGUGGAAGUACCAGAUCCUUUGAUAUUGAAAUUGAAACAAAGACUGGAGUUGUACAUACUUUCAGUAGUAUUGAAAAGGAAGAAUAUGGUCGUCUUUAUGAUUUUACAAGUGGUAAAAAACUCAGAAUCAAGAAUAGAGACAUAAAAACUACUAAAGAGAAACCUGUAUAUAAUGAGGAGUUGGUUGAUUCUGAUGUUGAAGAUGAACCAGAUGCAUACUUGCAAAGGGUCAAAGCAGAAGGCCGUGAAAGAGAAGAAGGAGGUGGUUCUACGGAUGAAGAAUCAUCUGACGAGUCCUUUGCACCAGAAGAAAGUGGGAGUGAAGUUGCUGAAGAGUAUGACAGCAAUCCUCCAACGAGUUCCGAUAGUGAUGAGGACUAUGAAGGUUCAGAUUCGGGUGACGAGUCUGAUAAACCCAAACCUGAGAAAAAACCUAAAGAAAAAAAGCCAAAGGAAGCCAAAAAGUCAAGAAGUGCUAAAACUGUGAAAGAACCUGGUAUGCGCAAGAGAAAGCCUAAGAAAGAAAAGGAUGAAAAUAAACCUAAACGUCCUGCUUCAGCAUACUUCCUUUACCUUGCUGAUAAUAGGGAGAAAAUUAAAAAAGAGAAUCCUGGUAUAAGCAUCACAGAAAUAACUAAGAAAGCUGGUGAAAUGUGGAAAGAAGUUACCGAUAAAAGUAAAUGGGAAGAGCAAGCUGCAGAGGGAAAGAAAAAAUAUGAAAAAGCAAUGGCCGAGUAUAAGGCUAGUGGUGGUGGUAGUAAGGCGAAAGAAGAACAAAGGACGCCUAAGAAAGAUAAGGAUAGGAAAUCAUCAACUGUCAAAUCCCCUGCGAAAUCCCCAGGUUCUUUCAAGAGUAAAGAGUACGUCAGCAGCAGUUCUGAUAGCAGUGAUGAUGAAAGUAAAUCACCAAAGAAGAAAAAAGCUGAUUCAGAUAGUGAUGAUAAGAUGGAGAUAGAUGAUGCUGCUUCAGGAUCGGGAAAUGAAUCAGGAUCUGAUUAAUGUAAAGAACUGUACAUAUUUUUUUUUAAUUUUUGUGUUGUUUUGAAUAAAUGUUAUCUUUUUUAAAAA
Messenger RNA from Parasteatoda tepidariorum (common house spider), 2365 nucleotides. RefSeq names its product structure specific recognition protein (gene Ssrp). The record is from RefSeq and is a predicted model, not a curated record. Gene Ontology annotation, molecular function: nucleosome binding; histone binding; DNA binding. Gene Ontology annotation, cellular component: FACT complex; nucleus. Lineage: Eukaryota; Metazoa; Arthropoda; Arachnida; Araneae; Theridiidae. Gene Ontology annotation, biological process: regulation of chromatin organization.